Molecule: messenger RNA, 1434 nt
Organism: Pangasianodon hypophthalmus (striped catfish)
Lineage: Eukaryota; Metazoa; Chordata; Actinopteri; Siluriformes; Pangasiidae
Gene: ctsba
Product: cathepsin Ba
Exons: 10
Coding region: 134-1126 (330 amino acids)
Biological process (GO): regulation of catalytic activity
Cellular component (GO): lysosome
Molecular function (GO): cysteine-type endopeptidase activity
Source: RefSeq, a predicted model, not a curated record
GUCUUUUUUUUUUCUAACCAGUUUCGUUUCCAGCCUGCCUUUGUCAGAAACGCACAUGACUAAUCACAUGACUUCGCGGAGAUAAAGUUAGCACAAGCAAGUCACGCGCCGCGUAAAGGAGAGCUAAUCCAGAAUGAGGUGCCUGUCUUUGCUGUACCUAGCAUCAGCACUGGCUGUGUGCUGGGCUCGUCCACAUCUACAUCCGCUCUCUCAUGAGAUGGUCAACUAUAUCAACAAGUUUAACAGUACAUGGACAGCUGGACUUAAUUUUGGCAAUGUAGAUUACAGCUAUGUGAAGCAACUGUGUGGAACAAGGCUUAAGGGACCAAAACUCCCAGUCAUGGUUCAGUAUGCUGGAGACAUCAAGCUUCCAGCAAAUUUUGAUCCCAGGGAGCAGUGGCCUAACUGCCCAACUCUAAAAGAAAUCAGAGACCAGGGUUCAUGUGGGUCAUGCUGGGCUUUUGGAGCAGCUGAAGCAAUCUCUGACAGAAUCUGUAUCCAUAGUAAUGGCAAAGUGAGUGUAGAGAUCUCCUCUGAAGACCUGCUGACCUGUUGUUCUGACUGUGGGGAGGGAUGUAAUGGUGGGUACCCUUCUGCUGCUUGGGAAUUCUGGACUAAUCAAGGUCUAGUGACAGGUGGACUGUAUAACUCUCAUAUAGGCUGUCGGCCAUACACUAUUGAGCCCUGUGAGCACCACAUAAAUGGCAGUCGCCCUCCUUGCACAGGGGAGGGUGGAGACACUCCAAAUUGCGAGGAAAAAUGUGAACCUGGCUACAGUCUCUCUUACAUGCAGGACAAGCACUUUGGAAAACAAGCCUACAGAGUUGCUUCUGAUGAGAAGCAGAUAAUGCAAGAGCUCUACAGUAAUGGCCCAGUGGAGGGAGCUUUCACUGUAUAUGAGGACUUUCUUUUGUACAAGUCUGGUGUUUAUAAGCACAUUACUGGUGGUGUACUAGGAGGUCAUGCUAUCAAGAUCCUAGGCUGGGGAGAGGAAAAUGGAACCCCUUACUGGCUGGCUGCCAACUCGUGGAACACCGAUUGGGGUGAUAAUGGUUAUUUCAAGAUCCUGAGAGGUGUGGACCACUGUGGCAUAGAGUCUGAGAUUGUGGCUGGUAUCCCUAAGUAGUUCCUAUACAGGUGGAAAAGAAGUUGAAAAAUGAAAAUCUGAAUUCAGGACAUUCAAAUAUGGCGUGUUAGAACUAAAAAUUAUUUUACAGUUCUUUUUUAAAUUGGAGCAUUUUAUCAUUUCUUCAAGAUUACUUUUUAAAAUUUUUUUAGAUUUUUCAGUUUGCAGUUUAUGGUGAUUUUUUUUUUCUUUCUGUUUUGGAUUAAUAAAUGGGCAUUGUUUUGAUUUUAUAACCAUGUAUUUCUUUUUAAUAAGUGAUUCUGCAGAAGUUUCAAAUAAAAUAUCACAUCCUGUGUUUCUUAAACAAA